This is a messenger RNA of Symbiodinium necroappetens, 513 nucleotides long. NCBI's taxonomy places the organism in Eukaryota, Dinophyceae, Suessiales, Symbiodiniaceae. The record is from the annotation of a GenBank genome assembly.
GCCACCACCGUCCCAGUAUCUGCUCCAGCGGCUCCUGUUCAACAGGAGCAGGCCCCCUUGAUCGAUUUCGAGGCUAUUGAGGAGGUGAUCACUGCCCCGGCCACGGACAUCCUUAUGGAGUCGAAGCCUACUGAGGCACCUGCUACCCCUGACGUGAUCGCGGCCACCCCGCCAGUCGCCACUCCGCGUCUGCAUGCCGGACGUGCCCGCCUGGCUGGCGGUUCACGUCGUGCGAGCCGACCCCGUGCCGCCAGAUCCGCCCGCCGCGCAGCUGCCUCUGCCAGCAAGGCCCGAAGCUCCGUCGGCAAGCGUUUGCAAAAACGUGUGGCUCCAAGCCCUGUGGCCGCACCUGCCUUUGACCCCAGCACAGUGCGCCAGAGUGUCCAGAUCGGCCUUCGCAUCUCCUCCACCCUCCGAUCCGAGAAGGGGCGGGAGUGCAAGUCGACCUCAGCACUGGAAGGCUCUGAUAUGAGCACAGGUUUACGUAUUCAAGCAAAUGCAUAUGGCGAAUAA